Bombus terrestris (buff-tailed bumblebee) is the source of this 4499-nucleotide messenger RNA. RefSeq names its product solute carrier family 41 member 1. NCBI's taxonomy places the organism in Eukaryota, Metazoa, Arthropoda, Insecta, Hymenoptera, Apidae. Gene Ontology annotation, molecular function: monoatomic cation transmembrane transporter activity. The record is from RefSeq and is a predicted model, not a curated record. The coding region runs from base 1027 to 2736 and encodes 569 amino acids. The transcript has 9 exons. Gene Ontology annotation, cellular component: plasma membrane. Gene Ontology annotation, biological process: monoatomic cation transport.
AGAAUUACGAUAGAGAUCUUUACUGAUGAUCGAAGAACAGACGCAACAAAUGAAAGCACGCGAAUGCAAUAAUUUAGAUAAAUCGCUCUUUUAUCUCGAUCACGUACGAAUGCAAAUAAAAUUGUUAACAACCUCGAUCUUACAAGGACCAGUAGCUCGGAAGCGAUUAAAAAAUACGAUUACGCUUCUUAUGAUUAUUUUUGCCUUCUAACAUGAACACUACAUUUAAUUAAAUUCAAGGCUUUUCUCGAAUCUAUAUAAUUUGUUACGUGUACGAUCAUAUUAUAUAUAUGCGGAUAAAUUGCAUUAGAAACGCGAGAGGAGACACUAUUCCAGAUUGAGAAUCAUAAAUGAAACAAGAAUUUCUUGCAAGUAAUAUAGCAAAUCGAUGAAUGAUCUACGGUCUAGGAUCUAUUUACAAUAAGCUCCCCCCACCACCGUCGGUCGAGAUGGCGCACGUGGUAUGCCCGGACAACAGUACAUCGCAGCCAUGCAUUUGAGCAGUCGAAGUGCCAACAAGUGAAGUAAAGCUUCUUUUAUCAGUCAGUGACGAUCACUUGAGCGAAACAGUUGAGUUCUGGUGUCGGUGGUGCGUUUACCGUGCGAAACCCAUUCCGUCAUUUUGUUUUUCACCGGGAUCUCUACCUCUGUACACCUUUCUCUGUACGAUUCUCAGAGCGGUGGAUCGAACAUCGAUCACAGUGUCCCAUUGUACGACGAAGCCAACUUUUUAUUUCGGCUCACGUAGCACGGAUUGAGAAGAGUUUCGUAUAAAAUCACACGCGAGUUCAACAACGAGAUCGAGCAGUGAAUAAUCAGAAGUGGCAAGGUUAAUCGAGUAUCAAAGAACAAUAAACACUUUUCAAGGAAACGUGGACACGCUGGCGCAAAUUCCUCAAUACAUCGUUACUAUAUCAAAACUGACUGAAAUAGGCAGAUCUGACGUGAAAGUAUCUCAAGUUGAUCCUGCACUUUUCCGAUUUUGUAGAAAAUACUACAAAAUUGUUCGCCAACACCGAACUCGAUAUGGUCGCUUUUCCGGAAUCGCCAACUGAACCGGCACUGUCAAACAUGACUAUUAUAAACUUAAACGAUUGCACGGAUUGUAAUGAGCAUCUAGUAAACAAAGCUAAUGACAGGGGAGUUAAAGAUCACGUGCUCACUAUAGAGGGAGACAACGUAUCAAACGGGAAGGAUAAUUAUGCGUUAGAUAUCGAUAAUAUAGAAAAAGAUAUCGACAACAAACUAAACGCAUCGGCCGACAUUAAAGCAGAACCUGAUGUCGUGAAGAAAGUGGCAGCGGGUCUGAAAAAUCCUAACGGCCAAAAGAACAAAACGGACAUGUCACUGCCCAAUCUCGGUAGUGGAACAAUUUCAAGUGGAAGUUCCGUAGUGACCAUCUCUUCCGUCGCAAAUUCAGAUCCUGUACCUGACCUCCGUAAUGACACGGGCGGCUUUGAUAACAGACCAUACAGGAACGAGAAAUGGUAUCAGACCACCUUCCAAGUCGCCGUUCCAUUCUUCAUCGCUGGGAUAGGUACGAUCGGCGCGGGCCUGGUGCUUAACCAAGUCAAGGACUGGCCAGUAUUCUACGCCAUUUCUCAAUUAUUCAUUCUAAUCCCUUCGCUGUUGGGCCUGAAAGGCAAUCUCGAUAUGUGCUUAGCUUCACGGAUAUCCACGCAAGCCAAUUUGGGUAACAUGCACGAGUUUCGAGAAAUCGUAAAAAUAAUUAUUGGUAAUAUCGCAUUGGUACAGAUACAGGCGACCGUCGCGGCUGUUUUGGUAUCGAUCUUCGCGAUCACAGUCAACGCUAUAAUGGAAGGCAGCGAGUACACUUUCAAAUGGAACAAUUGCCUAUUAUUAGCCACAGCUAGCGUCUGCACUGCCACGAGCACUUGCUUUAUUCUAGAUUUUGUAAUGAUCGCCGUUAUCAUGAUUUCAUAUCGAUGCAAAAUGAACCCCGACAAUUUAGCUACGCCUUUGGCUGCCUCCUUUGGAGACGUCAUAUCAAUUAGCGUUCUAUCAAUGAUAGCAUCAGGAUUGUACAACAGAAUGACGCCAGAACCAUGGAUCUUAUACGUUAUACUUGGCUGUUACUUUUUAAUUUUACCGUUUUGGAUCUAUGUGGUUCUUAAGAAUAAUUACACUAAACAUGUUUUAACAUCUGGAUGGCUUCCUGUUUUAUCGGCCUUGUUUAUCAGUGGAUUUGGCGGUUUGGUUCUUGAUCAAGUUGUUGACUCGUUCGAUGGAUUCGUGAUCUUUCAACCAAUCAUAAACGGAAUUGGUGGUAAUUUAGUCUCUGUGCAAGCAUCUCGAAUCUCAACUACAUUGCACCAGACAACGAUUAUGGGAAUUUUACCGCCACACUCGAAAAUUUUCAUCAGUCCAUGGAAAGCGCUUUUCAGAGGCUCGCUGUACGCGAAAACAGCCAGAAUACUCAUUUGCAUGGCGAUUUUCGGUGAAAUAAUUUUCAUUUUUGCCGCCGAUUAUAUCUCAAAGGGAACAUCCACGGUACAUAUAUACUUUGUGGUUUCUUACAUCGUCAUGGCCAUUCUUCAAGUUAUGCUGUUGCUCUACGUGGCGCAUAUCAUUAUUCACGCUAUGUGGCAAUACAAAAUCGACCCGGACAAUUCCGCCAUUCCAUAUUUAACGGCAUUAGGCGAUCUCUCGGGAACAGUAUUCUUAGCAAUAACAUUUUGGUUCCUCAUAAGUAUACAUCAAGAGUACGGAAAAUAAAAGACUGAUUAAAGUAACGAGAUUGACAAGCAAUUUUUAUUGCGUGUCAAUUUUUUUUGGGAGAUGUCAUAUAAUUUGAACGGCGUAAAAUCACGUCGAUGUAAUGGUGUACAAAUGAACGAGACAGUAGGAGACGAAGAUUAAUUAAGAGAGUGAGUGUUUCGUGAAAACGGGUACAACAAUACGUUAUUACGGGACGAUCUGAUUGAUCUGAAACGGAUAAAACAGCAGGAUUGUUUCCCUCCAUUAAAGGACGUUCUUAAUGGUACGUUACACGCGUUAAUUAGUUAUUACACACUGAACAUAAUAGAUUAAAGAAAUACGUCACUAUUCUUGAAACAGGUAAACGAAUAGGAAAAAAAAAAAGUAUAAUGACACUGAUUCUAAUAUAACUGGGUCGAGCAAAGUGAUCUAUUAUCGUGUAAUUUAUUAUGAUUUAGUGAUCGCAUAGUCUCAAUUAGACGAAAUAAACAAAAAAAUAAAACGCUGCCUGUUAUACGUAUCGACUGACGAUUACUUACAGUCACUAAAUAUAUGUAUAUAUAACUUUUUUUUGUAAGUUUUUAAGUAUAUUUAAUCGUAUGAGGCAGCAGAAUUUAAAGUAUUUUAGAUAUAUGUGCAUUGUACUUUUAAUAUAGUCGUAAUAAAUAUGUAUAAGCAGAAGACCUAGUCAGUAUUUUAACGCUGAUCGAUAAUUGUAUUGCGUAGGAAGAUUAUAUAUUAGGUUGUCUUAAAAAUUUCUUUCCUUUUAGAAAGAAAUAAUAGAUGCAUAAUAUUUUUUUGUUUUAUUGAAUCUGGAUUUUGUUUCAAUAGAACAAAAUGGAUCAUACAUAAUUAGUAUUUAGUAUAUAUAGAUAGUAUCAUUUAGUAUCAUUAGAUAUUAGUAUCUAGUAUUUCCUUAUAAAACAAAAGAAACUUGGGACAACUUAAUACUAACAUAGAAUUUUAUUUAUACAAUUGCGCAUAUCUUUUUAAAAUAGAAAUUAUAUUUGCAAUCUGCAGAGAUCUAAAAUAGGUAAUGCUUUCUAAUUAUAGACUUAUUAGUUCAAAAUAUUUUAUCGAUAGCAAAAAUUUGAAUAAUCUUUUUAGUAGAACUAGAAAGUCCUGUGUAUAUAUUAUACACCAUUGGAUAUGUUUAAUGUUGUAUAGGUUGCAACAACGUUUUGAUAUUUUAAAUCAGAAAAUAAUAAAGUAAAUGAUCGAUAUAAAAUAAUAUUCGAUAGUAUCAAAUGUAUAUUUAGUAAAUGUAUUAUAGUAUCAAAUGUAUAUAAUAUAUAUUUUAAUGUAUUUUAUAAAAACUUGCUAUGAUACUCUUGUAAAGAUACAUAAUUGAUAUCUUAAAAUGAAUUACACCAUAUGAUCUAAGCAAACUGGACAUUCGUAAAAUGAAUAAUGUAGAAUAAAUUAAUGCUUUUGGUUCCUUAAAUAGUAUUAGGUCAUCCCAUAAGUUCGUUCCGUUUUUCGAGCGGUUAUAUAUGUUAAGAUUGUUUACAUACCUUUCAGUUUCAUGAAAAAAUGUAAUCCCCCUCUCGUUGUACAACUUCUUCCCAUUUUUCAAGUGCAUUGGUCCCUUAUCGCCGUAUGUUUAUAAAUCGACACAUGAAAUGUAUAUACAAAAGUCGGCACGAACUUAUGGGAUGAUCUAAUAUUAUUAUUAAAUGAUAAUGAACUACUACUAGCAAUCUGUGAUUUAGAAUGAUAUCUGUAAAGAAAAUGUACAUACAAUUGCACCCUUGAAAUAAAACUUUGUAUUUCUAAAAUAA